AUCUCUCUUGCCGCUUUUUCUCUUGCUUUCCUCGAUUCUCUCUCUCCUCUCUCUCUCUCUCUCUCUCUCUCUCUCUUUCUCUCGCUCUCUCGUUCUCUCGCUCUCUUGCUCUCCGGAUUGCGCGCACUCUGUUACUCCUCUUCGAGGCUAGAGACGGAGGAAGAAGAAGAAAAGAAGAAGAAAAGAGGAAGAAGAAAAAAGGAGAAGAGAGAGAAACAGAAGAAAAAACAACGAAGAGGAAGAAGAAGAAGAAGAAGAAGGAGGAGGAGGAGGAGGAGAAUACGGGUCUUCGUAGUUCCGCGUGGUCACGCAGAGAUAAAUGGAUAAAGUGAGGAAGAAAGAAAGAAAGAAAGAAAGAAAGAGAAGAUGGUCGCGCGUCAUACUCGUCCGUGUGUCGUGCUGUCGCAACGCGUUGUCGAGGAGUGUCGUGUAGUGCGUUUCGUUGUGUUUUUCCAUCGGUGUGUUCGCUUCGCGUGUUUUCGCUCGCGAGAAAGAAGAAAUCUUGAUUCUCGAUAGGUCGAGUUGAAAGGAAGAGGACUCGCGUCGAUGAUGCGCGUUCCGUUCUUGGCGACGGCGCGUCGCGGAGUACGCGCGCGCGCCUCUGGGCCCGUCCAUAUAUCGCGAGCUCUGUAUAUAUCUCGACGAGAAGAGAGAGGCCGAGGAGGAGAGGGACGAUCGCGCGCUUAUCGCGUACAUCUCGAUAACUCGGGCGCAACGAUGAGAGGACUCGGAGAAGACGGCGACGAUACGACGACGUCGUCGAGAAACACGAAAACGAUAUCAAAAACGCACGAUUCGGAAAACCUUUGACGUUCCAUUCGGAAUCGCGAGCGAAGCAGCGGCGCCGAGAGCGCCUCUUCCUUCGUGCGUGCGUUGUUACGUGCGUCGUCGACGCUAGCGGCCGACGCCAGACCGAUCGACCGAUCGACCGACCGACCGAUCGACCGACCGACCGACCGACCGACCGACCGACCAGAGAUUCCUCCCACACGCUUCUCUCUCCUCUUCCACGAGAGUCGUCUCGCUCUCUAUCAUCUCUCUUUUUCUCCAUAGACGUGCAUCCAUGUGUGUGCGCGCGUGCUACGUGUGCGUGUCGUGUGCGGUGUGUACGUGUGUAUGCGCGCGUCUCUCCUCUCUUUCUCUCUCUUCCCCUCCAUCGCCCCUGUCUCCUCUCUCUCUCUCUCUCUCUCUCUCUCUCUCGACGAAGAGCGAGACGAGAGGGAGACCUGCUCUCUACCGUCCUUGGCCUAGCCGGCAAUAAUUUCCGGAUGAAUUUGAAUGGCGUACUGCGCGCGCGCGCGCGUCUCUCUCUCUCUCUGUCUCUCUCUCUCCUCUCCCCCACCUUGCCUUUCUCUUCCACUCUCCCCACGCAACUCCCUCGGCCAGAGUUCCUCCUCUCUCAUCGUCGACCGUUUUCCUUCCAACAGUGGCUCUCAUUCGACUAACGGGACAAAACUCUCCGUCUCUUCCUUUCCCCUUUCUCUGCCUGGACGAUUCGGCGUAACAUCUGUCGUUUCCACGGGCUCGACGUCGUAGGGGAAUAUUGAUUUAUUUCUCUAGCAAAAGUAGGGGAAGAGCACUCAGCCCUUGUCCUUUCUCGGCUCUCUACCUACCGUUUUGCGUACCCUUCUUUACCCCUACUCUCGCUAUUACGCGCAAGCGCGUACGGCUCGCCCGUACCUACGUCGAGAGAAAGUGGGACUUACGCCGGGGAGAGCUCUUUCUCCCACUUCCCCUCCUUUUUCCUCGAGCACGAUCAAUACGAGCGAGGUCCCUGCUUCGAGCUUAGAGUACACGGCGCACGCAUCGGUGCACCUAGCCACCCUCUCUCGUUUCUACGAGAUCGUCCGACUUCCUUCCCAACCACCCUCUUCGAUCCGUACGAUCGAUCUUACGAGACUCCUUUUUCAUAGGUUCGCUUCCCUUCCGCGACUUACGUAGGUACGUAUAUCCAAUACAUUCGCUUUCGCGAGAUAUCGUUGUCUCUACGAGGUGUCACCGCCGAGGGAUGCUCGACGAAUACUUUUUUCUCUUAAUUUUCUUUGUCCGAAAACGGAGAAACUCGUUGCGACUCUGAUAGUAACGUUGGUCCGUUUGCUUCGACCGCUUUCCUCUCGUUCGCAUAUUAUUCGCCUUCCUUCGAAGAGACUGCAUAGUCGUCGUAAUCGUAUAGAAGCUACACGACCGUGUACGGUGGCGACGGUGGUUGCGAGCUCGUACAUACUUUGUCUAACUACUUCGACUCUAAUCCCACUGUAGUUCGGGCAGCCGCUAGAGGAGAAGUCGUUAGCGCCUUUCUUCUCCAUCGAGAGAGCGAGAGAGAGAGAGAGAGAGAGAGAGCGAAAGAGAAUUCGCGGUUCCGAGUCCCCAACGUGUUCGUUCGCCCGUGUGGUCGAGAGCAUGGGCGCGCGCGCGCGCGCGCGCGCAACGCCUCGUCGACCUUCCCAGCCGUUCCGAAACACGCCCCCGACAGACAGAAAGAGAGAGAAUUGAAGGCAGCCGCGUGAGAAUUAGAGGAUACGAGCCGAUUCCCCUUCGUCCAAACUCGCUGGAAAAAUUCCAACCCCUUUCGCUUUUGGAGCGUCGAAACCGUCGACAAAUUUUUCUCUCUCGUACCUUCUUUUUCCUCUCGAGCAUAAAUAAAAGCGUAAAUAAAAUAUUUCGUACAACUUUCGAUAGAGUCGAACGCUUUCUCUUUCGUGCAAUAAUAUCGAAAAGAAUGGACGGAGAUCGAGAAUGAAACUUUUGUCGAAAUUAUUUACAGCGGUCUCCGCCGUACCGUUAGGGAUUUACGGUACUACCUGCAAAGAUAAUAAGACACUUUCGCAGGCACGUCCUUUCGAUGGGAUUACCACGGUAGGAUCUCUGCCCCGCCUCGUUUCUAUUCUCGACUCUCUGUACGCAGUUUCGUACGAUUUUGUUUUUCCAUCUUUCUCCGUUCUUUUAUUUUCCAAGAUCGUCUUUAACGUUACUUUCGCGUUUAUGCAAAGGAAACGAUAUUACGGACGUAGCGUUACCUCGCGAGAUAAUUCGUUUUGCUCGACGAGUUCGCGAGAAAAGCCGAUUUAAAGAAACAGUCGUCCCGAGAUGAAACGUAAUCUCGCAAAAGUGCCGUCUCGAGCAUUCGAACCGAUGGAAGAGGCGAGCUUCUUUCCGGGAGUGGAUGAAAAGCGACGACGGCUCGUUAAUCGUACCUUCCGAGUCGGCCGUUCGAGAAGGGUAGCGAUGACAUAGUUCCUGUCUUCUUGCUUUUCGUAGACAGUACGCGUAAAGAAAGCACUACGCUCUUUGCACGUAAAGAAUCGACGAAGACAGCUACCUGGUCGAUCGCUCUUUAGUUUUACACUCGCAAUAACAGGGUGUCUUAUCUCCCUCGUUGCACGAGUCACCAUUUACAAGCGAAUCGGAUUUUCCAACGUAGAAGGGUCCUGGAUAACGACCACGAGGGAAGGAUUAUUGUUCCAAGAAUAGUGGCCGACCGCUGAGGACUUCGAAGAUGGAGGGUAGCGGUACGGGUGUUAGCAGGUUGGACUGCUACGAGGAUAUGUUCAAGGAAAUUACUCGGAAGCUUUACGGAGAGGAUCCCGAUCACAGAACUUCGAGCGUGCAAAACGAAUUCGAGACCUCCGUAACGUACAAGACCGAAGAGGACGCGGGAAAUGGUACGGACGGAAGCGACGAAGGUAAUUGGACCUGCGAGGAAGAACCUCUUAAAGGCACCGAUGGCAGUCGAAUAGCCGCGUAUCACGCGGCCAAAGCAACUUGGAGAUGCUACGAGUGCGGCGACAUCAUGGGAGGUGGGCCACGAGAGGUAGCCGAGCAUUUUAUGGAACUACACUCGUCGAGGAUUCUGACCGACGACAGCAGAAACAGACACCCUUCGCCUCGUAAGGAUUACAUGCAGACGGAGCUCAAGGCCGAAGAAGUUGUAUCCUAUCUGGAAAGAUUGAGGGAACGCGCGGAAACGGCUGCGCCACCUUCCCGGAGGACUCAGGAAACGCAGACCGUACCUGCCGCUUUAUUACCGAUGGCCUCGUCCUUUCUUUUGCAAGAAUUACCAUCCGUCCCAGUGCCGCAUCACCUACAUCAGAACUGCGCAACCAUGCCAACCUCGGCGACGACAUCGGCAAGCACCAAGAGAUACACUUGUCCGUACUGUCCCUACGGAACCGAUAGACGCGAUCUAUACACUCGUCACGAAAAUAUUCACCGCGAGGAGAAACCCUUCCAUUGUUACAUCUGCUACAAACCGUUCAAUCGUGCCGAUCACGUGAAGAAACACUUUCUUCGAAUGCAUCGCGAACACUGCUACGAAUUGUCGAGAAUAAGAAGACCGGCCGGAACAACUGCUCCCAAGCCUUUGCAACAGGACUCGAAUGUGACCCCUACCGGUAAUAAUGCAAAUCAGCAGCAGCAACAGCAACAGCAACAACAACAACAGCAGCAGCAGCAGCAACAGCAGCAGCAACAGCAGCAACAGCAGCAGCAACAGCAGCAGCAACAGCAGCAGCAGCAGCAACAGCAGCAGCAACAGCAACAGCAGCAGCAGCAGCAGCAGCAGCAACAACAACAGCAGCAGCAACACGCUACGUAUACGCCCAAUUACAAUGGAAACAAAAAUUAUCAGUUGCAGCCUAAUCCUGGAUCUGGAACGACCGCGGGUGCGCCGGGGAUAUAUCAAGCGACGACUAUGCCGGCACCAGGUAUCAUGCAGCCGGACGCGAACUGCAUGACGGGUAGAAGAAUGCAAAAUGGUGGCUGCAACAGCAAAAGUCAUUUGAAGGGUGGUCCGAAAGCUCAAGAGAGAAGGUAUACCUGUUGUUAUUGUUCGUGGAGCGGAGUCGAUAAUUGGUGCCUAAAGCGUCAUCUGAAUACGCACUUGAAGCCGUACGCUUGCACGCUCUGCGAGUAUAAAGCAGCACGUGCCGAGCGUCUCUCGACGCACGUGCUCAAGGUACACAACAGGAGGCAGUGCUCUAGAUGUUCCUUCCUCGGCGAAGACGCCGCGCAGUUACAAAUGCAUCAAUUACACGUGCAUCGCAUUAGCAGCGCCAAUCCACCGCCUAACUCGGUGGUACAAGCCGUGCCACCGCCUAUCAAUCGUCAGCAACAGCCCAUUCAUCCCGCUGCUGGAGGACGACCGCCACCUGGUCCACCGGUUUUUCCUGCACCGGCGCCGGCGAUCACACCUGCUACCACCGUAAUACCACCGACCACUAUACUCGGCCACGAGAUGGUAAAAUCACCUGCAACUGCAGCGACUAUGGCAUAUCCGUUGGAGGAGGAGAGGCGAAGGUCGAGAGGUCGAGAAGACCUCGAAAGCCUCGAGCACGGCAACGGGGAGGACAAGGACUGCGGCGAAAAUGACCGCGUCAGCGAUAUCGAAAGAACGAACGAAAGCGUUUCUCGUGAUCGUGAUUCGGUCUUAACGUCUAAUCGUCAUUUUACGUGCAGCAUCAGCUAUCACCGAAGUUUGCCCGACGACGAGAAGAGCUCCUCCACAAUUACGACCAACUCGGAACGUGUUCGCGGGCUGCCGUUUAGCGAGGAGAGGAAACCGAACGAGAGACGAUCCAGGAAGCAGAGUCAACCGAGGAAGGCCGUCGGUUGCGAGCUCGAAACCGAAGACGAAGAGCAACCGACGAUAUUUACGAACGAGCCACCGAAGGAGAAGAGAUCUUUCGAAAGAGGGAUCGACGCAGGCGAGGAAAGUGCAAUCGGAAAUUGGAAGGAAAGUAGUUUAGAAGGGCUGGCCGAAGAGCCGGUCGAAGAGCAGAUCGAAGAGCCGGUCGAAAGGCCGGUCGAAGGGCCGAUCGAAGGGCCGGUAGAAGGGCCGAUCGAAGGGCCGGUAGAAGGGCCGAUCGAAGGGCCGAUCGAAGGGCCGAUCGAAGGGCCGAUCGAAGGGCCGAUCGAAGGGCCGAUCGAAGGGCCGAUCGAAGGGCCGAUCGAAGGGCCGGUAGAAGGACCGGUCGAAGGGCCGGUCGAAGGGCGGGUCGAAGGGCCGGUCGGUGAUCCUGGCGAAGGCCCGGCCAAGGAUCCUGGCGAAGAAUCGGUCGAAAGAUCGCUCGCACCGAAACUUCUCAAGUGCCGCAUGUGUCCCAACGACGCGCCCGCGUCCAGAUCGUCCACCUACAAGCCUUAUCAUACCAAGGCUUCCCUGACACUUCACAGACUCUGGAGACACGAUAAAAGUGAGAAAAGUGAGAAAAGUGAGCGAAAGAGGAGGAAAUCCUCCACGAAGGUUAGCGACUCGGAGAUUUCGCAUUACGCGUCUCUAUCGUCGAUCACGCUCAAGGCCACGGUCUUUACCAAUCCGGGCUACGACUACCGCAGAUAACGCUCGGUGUACCUUUUGAACUUUGGAACGACGAUACUUGCGAAAUCAAUUUCUUUUCUUCUUAAUGUUAAGGUUAUUCGAAUAGUAUUAACAAGCGGAACGAAUCUCUACAAGAUUAUCGAGUACCGCGCUUAUAUUUUAGCCUAUUUACCGAAGAUAUCUUCGACCGACGAACGCGUAUUUCGAUCGGAUAUGAAUGAAACUUAUUUUCACUCGUUUGAUUCGUUUGACUUGAUUUGAUUCGAUUGAAAACAAAAUGAUUAGGAGUCUUUGGAUCGAGUCGUAAAACAAAGAAUUGUGAGUCCUGUCCAAAGAGUAGGAGCGCUUUCUUAAAUAGAAGUGAAAUCUUUGUAACGCGAGCCCACCCGGCUUAACAGGUUCAGUGUUAAACGAUAAAAAGAGGCGCUUGUAAAUACGUAUACCUAUCUUGAUUGGGUAAUCGCGAUAUAAAAUGUUUGCAAGGCGACAACGAGAGGAUAGCUACUUGGACGAGUUAAGUCGACGAAGGUUAAUUGAAAAUGUCCAACUCGAAAAGCGUUAGGAGCAUCUCCCGAUACGAUACGAUCUAUUGAGAAGGCAGAAAAGAGAAAAGAAAAAAAAAGAGAGAGAGAGAGAAAGAAAAAAAAGAAAAGGGACGAAGAAAUAAGAAAGAAAGCUUGGGAAAAAGCUCAAAUACGAAAGCGUGGGAUUUAAUGUUUUAUACUCGUGCCCAUUCGAUGUUCUCGUGCAUUUGUCUUCGUCCAUCUGUAAUCGUGUAAUCUCCUUUCCUUUUUACCCAACGGCGAGCCGUUUCUCCUUUCGAUAUAGGAGGAGAAUGAUCUCGCGAGAACCCAUUCGUAAUAGAUCGAAAUUUCAGUCGUCAUGCCGUUUCCAUAUCGCGCUCCGCUGCUGGAAAUGACUUUUAUACAUAUAAGGCAUUUGUACAAAACCAUUAUCUUGUUUACGUUAUUACAUUAAAUACAUUACGUCUAUUAUACUUUA
This is a messenger RNA of Vespula vulgaris, 7318 nucleotides long. RefSeq lists its product as uncharacterized. NCBI's taxonomy places the organism in Eukaryota, Metazoa, Arthropoda, Insecta, Hymenoptera, Vespidae. Gene Ontology annotation, biological process: regulation of gene expression. The transcript is spliced from 8 exons. The coding region runs from base 3497 to 6337 and encodes 946 amino acids. Gene Ontology annotation, cellular component: nucleus. The record is from RefSeq and is a predicted model, not a curated record.